UUUUUUUUUAAAGUUGACGAGGCAACAUACUCCCUUGUUCUAGCGGCUUUCAAGCAGCCAGUCGGUCAAGGAACAGGGGAAUAGUUGCCGAUCCAGGACGGAGAAGAUGACGAUCUGGGGGUGAAUGAUGACGGUAUUUGUAUUUGUUUUUUUAUGUUUAUUAGUCUAGUUAGUUGUCGUGAAUUGGCCUGACUGUACCUCUUUUGCUUGGGAAUCGUCACGACUCGUGUUCAGUUGACGUGAUAAUGGAAGCGAGUGAGUGAUGAGCGCCGUGAGCGGGCACUUCUGUUCCUGGCUUGUCCAUGUUACCAUGUCUCACCACUUCAAUGCUAUUAUCAAUAUCCGGAAACAUCACUCUCACCAUAAUCCAAUUAGUUCAAAAGUUGCCCACCCUUUCUUAGACCCGAGUCCUACGACUAACUCAAAAAGUCGGGGGAAUGGGCCUCGUCUGCCUGGUUUCCAAAAAAGGAACACAACUUGCAGGGUACUGGACCUUUAUGCGGCGCCUGCAGCAAGGGCAUGAUAAUGAUAACGCUCUUUGGCCGGGUGAAUUGAUACCUAUUCGUGGGCUACUAUAGUAUGGUGAGUUUGUUUUCGAUACGGAGAAUGCCAUGCUGCGGUGCAUAAUAGAGCAACGAAACGCCUGCUAUUGCGAGCGAGCGAGCGUUCGCUGACGCCAUGCAGUUUGCGUGACCAGCAUCGAAUUACAGUAUUAAUAACAAUUAUUUCGCCAUCUGAGCUCAGCCAUGUAUGUUAUGAGCACAAACACGAGAAUGAGCUUGGCUCUAAUUCAACCUUGCCCAAACAAGGGAGGUCAAGAUUUAUCUGUGUUGAGAUCAAAAGUGUUGGUUCUUUGCCGGACCGGACCUUGUCCUAUCUUCUUCUCCAGAAUAUCAGCGACGAUCAUCCAAGCACCUCGUGGCAGGGAGCGCUAUAGCGGGCCAUGGCGUAGAUGGAGAAACCUGACCAGUCUUGGUGGGAGCUGAUAACAGGUUAGAGCUUGAGUACUUUGAUAGUACGUACAUGCAUAGCUGCGAGCGAGCGCUGUUCAAUGCUUUGAAGUCUGGCAAACUUGGCU
Molecule: messenger RNA, 1078 nt
Organism: Fusarium redolens
Lineage: Eukaryota; Fungi; Ascomycota; Sordariomycetes; Hypocreales; Nectriaceae
Exons: 1
Coding region: 263-523 (86 amino acids)
Source: RefSeq, a predicted model, not a curated record